CCUCCCCGCCGGCGCCCGACGCUGCCCCGGCUCGUGGAGCGGGCCUGGGGACUCUGGAGCCCGCCGCCGGGGCCGCAGCAUGGGGCGCUUCCGCGGCGGCCUGCGGUGCAUCAAGUACCUGCUGCUCGGCUUCAACCUGCUCUUCUGGCUGGCCGGAUCAGCCGUCAUCGCGUUUGGACUAUGGUUUCGGUUUGGAGGAACCAUAAAGGACUUAUCGGCAGAGGACAAGUCCCCGGAGUAUUUCUACAUGGGACUCUACGUGCUAGUUGGAGCUGGAGCCCUAAUGAUGGCAGUGGGGUUCUUUGGGUGCUGCGGAGCCAUGCGGGAGUCACAGUGUGUGCUCGGAUCAUUUUUUACCUGCCUACUGGUGAUAUUUGCUGCUGAAGUAACCACUGGAGUAUUUGCUUUUAUCGGCAAGAGUGUAGCUAUCCGACAUGUACAGACCAUGUACGAAGAGGCUUACAAUGAUUACCUGAAAGACCGGGAAAAGGGAAACGGGACUCUCGUUACCUUCCACUCAGCAUUCCAGUGCUGUGGAAAAGAAAGUUCUGAACAGGUCCACCCAACGUGUCCAAGGGAUCUUCUAAUCCACAAGAAUUGCAUUGACGAAAUUGAAACCAUAAUGAGUGUGAAGCUUCAGCUUAUUGGAAUUGUUGGAAUUGGAGUUGCAGGUCUCACGAUCUUCGGCAUGAUAUUCAGCAUGGUCCUUUGCUGUGCAAUACGAAACUCGCGAGAUGUGAUUUGAAACUACUUCACCAUGAAAACUGCAGUCUAAAGCUGUCAUACUAAAUGUCACGAGAGCUAUUUCUCAGCUUCUUUUUAAAAUCCAGAGGACAUUAGGAUCUAAAGUAAUUUGCUGUCAGUUGUACAUUUGCACAUGUGUGUACAUCUGGGUCCUUACUGGUUUGGCCCUUGAGUGAAUGAACGCUUGUGUGUGUUGCCUGAGAAUGUGUUCACUGUAAUCUGUGUGUUUCUGACAAUGCAUUACAUCUGACGAAAUCUGCUUGCUGAAUUCCUAGAGUUCUUCUUAUGUAAGAGGAACAAUCUAUUAGAAAAAGAUCAGAAAGCUCUGGGGACACUUUAAAAACCUGGCUAUUCAUAAGAUGUAAUAAUGAACCAGUUUCUUAGACUUCAACCAUGAAUUAGCUACAGAAAAUUAAAGGAUUUCUAGUUAACGGAAGCAAUAAGCUACAGGAAUUAAGUCCCAGUAUAGUGUUAAAAAUGACUAUAUCUGAGUGUAAGGACUUCCUGAGACUU
Molecule: messenger RNA, 1257 nt
Organism: Octodon degus (degu)
Lineage: Eukaryota; Metazoa; Chordata; Mammalia; Rodentia; Octodontidae
Gene: Tspan2
Product: tetraspanin 2
Exons: 8
Coding region: 80-745 (221 amino acids)
Cellular component (GO): membrane
Source: RefSeq, a predicted model, not a curated record